This is a messenger RNA of Hypoxylon trugodes, 950 nucleotides long. RefSeq lists its product as uncharacterized. The coding region runs from base 334 to 840 and encodes 168 amino acids. NCBI's taxonomy places the organism in Eukaryota, Fungi, Ascomycota, Sordariomycetes, Xylariales, Hypoxylaceae. The record is from RefSeq and is a predicted model, not a curated record. The transcript has a single exon.
CUUCGUCAUUCUUGCCCGAGAUUCGCCUACGCCGUCGCUUCUGCCGGACAUCACAUCUACGCCACCCAACCCCAGGAGUAACAAACAAUCGAUGACGACGCCAAUCGGACGAAUGUACAUCAAGACGAGUCAUGCAUUAAAAGGUUUGGCUGGUUAUCCGCGCGCUAUCGGCUUCAGAGGUGGUGGUUCUUCGCUAUGUGGCUAACCUACCAAUUCACUCGGGCUUGUUUUCUUGGAGCUGCAUCGGGCAGUGAUUUCAAUCUCGAUCGUAUCGUCGUUACUGUAAUCGGAGUUGUCAUUAUUGUGAUCUAGAGCCUUUUUACAAUUGCGGUCAUGAUUUUGAUAGUACUUGGCGGGAUAUCAUCAUGGAUGUCUUUAUCUAGGAACCGUGAAUAUUUCAGUUCACGGAUGCUCGAGGGCGUUCAAAUUCAAUAUUUCGAACAUAUCGAACAAAGAGCCGCUGAUGAACCACUACAAGAGAAGCCCAAGUCUGAUCUGAGGGGCUUAAGACCCAAUUCAAUAGAUAGAUUCCUAGAGCUCCCGAAAGAGCCAUCCUUCUCCGUUACUUCCGUUCGACGAGCUCCCAAGAUUGAGGACGAGGAUGAUGAUUAUCUGACUCAAAUGAAUCCAACUUGUGCCAUUGGCGGCUCAACAUCCACGAUGGGUCCAUCCGGGAGGGCAAUCCGCUCUGCUAGCGUCAGCUCGCGACAUUCGGUCAGUAGUAUACCCCGUGGAGCACGAGUACAUCGCAUGUCGUGGAGUUCUAGAGACUUUUCUCAGUGGGAGGUAGACCAACACAGGCCUGAUCCUGCUCUUGUGCGGCGGAUGAGUGGUGCCUAGGUAAGCCUUCCGGAUAGUCUUGCAACAUACCAGUUGCUUAUAUCGGGAUACGGGAAGUGUGGCGCCGGUGCAUUUACUUAUAUGUCAACAUGUUAUUAUUCCUAAUAAGA